UCGUUUCAGAAGGUGAAAUCUGGCAACCCUGUAUUACCAGAUUCAGAAUUUGUCGCCUGGUCAGGAGCUGGGUCUAGAUUGAUGUUUCUCCGUGGGCACGGCUGACAAAACAAUCGACUGAAGUAAACAAAGGGCGUCAGAAUAAUGUCGGCAAGUGACAAUGACUCUGUCGACUUGACAAGAGCUGGCUCCCCCGGUACUCACAGAAAAAAAUACAGCAUGGAGUCAUCCAAAUCUCCCAGAAGCUCCAAACGACACCAUUCACGGUCAAGGUCACGCUCCAGAGACAGAAAACGUGACAGAAAAUACAGACGGAGUCGCAGCAGGAGCAAAGAGGCACGAAAGAAAGACUUGGAGAAGCCUGCAAAAUCACACAAAAAAUCAGAUGAGCAGCACGAGCAAGAAAGACUGUCAGUAGAGAAUGGAGAGGAGCGAUCCAGACGCAAAGAUAAGAGGUCAUCCAGGGGGCGGAGUUUGUCCAGGUCACAAUCACGAGAAAGGCGGCAUCACAGCAGAAGCAAGGACAAACGACGAUCGCGUAGCCGUGACAGGAAGAAGAAAGCCAGGUCUCGUUCAGGCUCCAGGUCCAAACACAAGCAUCACAGCAGGAGUCGCAGUAAAAGCAGGGAGAGAAAGAAAAGGAGUGAGAAAGUGCGCAGAAAGAGUCGGAGCCAUUCUGCAACUUCACCAAACUUCCGGGGCCGAAACACAGCUAUGGAUGCACAAGAAGCUCUGGCCAGAAGACUGGAGAGAGCCAAAAAACUGCAAGAGCAGAAAGAAAAGGAAUUGUUGGAGAAACAACAGCAGCAACAGCAGGAAAUAGCUGCAGUUGCAGCACCUAUUGCAGCUGCUGCAGCUGCUGCAGCAGCCGCUUCAAACCCUGCCCUCAAUGUGGCAGCGCUCCUGGCCUCUGGGACGCAGGUCACGCCUCAGAUUGCCAUGGCAGCACAGAUGGCAGCCCUUCAAGCCAAAACACUGGCAGAGACUGGUAUUGCUGUACCCAGCUACUAUAACCCAUCUGCUGUUAACCCCAUGAAGUUUGCAGAGCAGGAGAAAAAGCGGAAGAUGCUAUGGCAAGGAAAGAAGGAUGGAGACAAGUCCCAGACAGCUGAGCUGUGGGAGAAGUUGAAUUUUGGAAAUAAGGACCAAAAUGUUAAAUUUCGCAAACUCAUGGGUAUCAAAGCAGAUGAGGAUGGGGAAGCUUCAAAACCACUUAAUGAUGAUGGCUUGAAGACAUUACAAAAGCAAGAGGAGAUGUUCAGGAAUCUGGAUGUUCAGUACGAGAUGGCCCGGUCACAGACACACACCCAGAGGGGAAUGGGUCUUGGAUUCUCCUCUUCCUUUUCUCGUGGAAUGGAUUCUGUCUAGUGCCAAACACUGGCUGUCAUGGCCACUCAUCUGAUCAUUUAGGGCUUCCUGCUCAUCACUAGCCCUUAAGCUUGCAUGGAUGUUGGUCUGGAUCUGUAAAUUAUUUAUAGGCAAACAUCGCACAUAUUGAGACCUUGUAUAAAUAACAAGAUGCUGAGUUUGUCCCAGCAUUUAUUAAUCUGUACAUCUUUGAAAAAGGAUGCAUCAGUUUCACUGGUUGAUGCAGGUCAAAACUAAAUAUUUGUUUGAAUAAUGUGGUAGUUUUUUUCUAUUUUGACUCAAAUAUAUAUAUUGAUAUGUGAUUGUUUGAACAUAAACUAAAUAUAAUGUGAUUCAAGUGAACACUGUUUACAUCCAUUUAGCAAAGGCAGCUGACAUCAGUAUAGAAUAUCAGAAUCCCUCAUUCAUUUCUCCUAACCAAGCAAUGGGUUAUGAUAUGUAUUAAAAGACGAUUUGCUUUAUUGUCCCUGAGGAGAAAUAAGAUUUGGGCAUCAGUGCUGCUCACAGUGGCAUUGUUGUCUACAGGAUUAGUAUGGCAAUGUAUGGGGGGGAAUCACAUAUUUCAAAUGUCCUUCAAAUAAAUUAGUUUAUGUUGAAU
Molecule: messenger RNA, 1966 nt
Organism: Sphaeramia orbicularis (orbiculate cardinalfish)
Lineage: Eukaryota; Metazoa; Chordata; Actinopteri; Kurtiformes; Apogonidae
Gene: rsrc2
Product: arginine/serine-rich coiled-coil 2
Exons: 10
Coding region: 145-1368 (407 amino acids)
Source: RefSeq, a predicted model, not a curated record